UUUAAAAUGAAUAAUACAAAUAUAUUUACUAUACAAUUGCACGAUUCUCAAGAAGACAAGAAGACAUGUGCUGUGUCUUCAGCUGAGUGGCAAAAUAUCAGAGAAAAUUCUUAUAGUACAUUGACUGAGUUGAAGAAAGUCAAACUAUCUGUAUUCAAGGAAAAACUCAAUUUAUAUCACGAGAAAUGUAGGAUUAAAGAUGACGUAAUCUUGGCUCUAAAAACAUGUUUAGAAACUUAUAAAAACACCAAUGUGAAUAACAACGACAUGAUAGCGUUUCUAAAAUCUAAAUUGUGCGAAAGAAAAGAAAAUUGUAUCGCAAUAAAAAAGUCUUUUGAGCAUCAGUUAACUGAACAUAAAAAUUGCAUUAACGAUAAAGAUGAUCAAAUUGUCAAACAACAUGAAAUUAUUAAAGAAAAAGAUAACAAUAUAAAUGAGUUAAAGGAAGAAUUGAAAAAAAGUGCAGAAAAACUUAAGGAGACAACCGAUCUUUCGGUAAACUAUGAGAAACAGAUAAUCGCACUUCAAGCCAUUAUUGAAGAACGGGAUCUCAAAAUUUCAGAUUACAAAGCAUGUAUUAAAGAGAACGAGAAUCAGAUCGCCACAUUAAGAGAUGAAGUCGCAACGAAUGUGGAAAAGGUGAAGUCAAGUCAAGAGCUGGUUAGAAAUUGGAAAACUCACAUUCUCACUCAGACCUUUAACUGCAAGGCCAAAUUAGAAGCUGAUCUGCGGAACAGUGCUGAAAGGAUUAAGAAGCAGAAUGAUCGCUUACUACAAUACUCGAUCAAGGAACUUCAAGAGAGCCUCAGUGAAGAUGAUUCCAAUGAGAUCAAAGAGUUAACUCUACCUCGGAUUGGUUCACUAAAGGUGCUAGCCCAGAAUUGCCACUCUGGGCCAGGUUGGAUAGUUAUUCAGCGGCGUACCGAUAAUACUGUGGACUUCAAUCAGGGAUGGUUCUCCUAUGUUGAUGGGUUUGGUGAUAUGGAUGGUGAUUUCUGGUUUGGACUAGACAAUAUACACGCUAUAACAAAGAGGCAACAACAUGAACUAUACGUUCAUCUCGUUUUUCCCAAUAACGAAACACGCUAUGCCCAUUAUGACAACUUUUCCAUUAGUGGAAAGAACGACGACUACAAACUAAAGUCCCUGGGAAAUUAUUUCGGAAAUGCCGGCGAUGGAUUACGUACUCAUGAGCAUAAUAUAUUCAAGACCAUUCGAUACGAUGCGAAAAAUGUUACGGAAUAUAAUCGCUGGUGGCAUCAUGAGUAUCCAACUUGCAAUCUAAAUGGAGUUUUUGAUCAUAAAUCCGAGUUCGGCGUUUGGUGGUGUCGUCGAAAAGGCCAAUAUAUUUUUGUAGAAUCCGUUCAAAUGUUAAUACGCCCAAAACCAACAUAAAUUGCUUAAUAAAAGUAUUACAUUAAUUCAAAAUC
Messenger RNA from Drosophila innubila, 1430 nucleotides. RefSeq names its product angiopoietin-2-like. The transcript is spliced from 3 exons. Lineage: Eukaryota; Metazoa; Arthropoda; Insecta; Diptera; Drosophilidae. The record is from RefSeq and is a predicted model, not a curated record. Bases 7 to 1395 code for a protein of 462 amino acids.